This is a messenger RNA of Lactuca saligna, 451 nucleotides long. NCBI's taxonomy places the organism in Eukaryota, Viridiplantae, Streptophyta, Magnoliopsida, Asterales, Asteraceae. The record is from the annotation of a GenBank genome assembly.
AUGAAGACGAACAUAGUUGAAUCAAUUGGGGAGUUAGAAAAGUAUUUGCAAGAAAGUGUUGAAGACGACUCAAAUAUGUUUAGUAUUCUAGAUUGGUGGAAAGUGAAUAGUCCAAUAUUCCCGAUUCUAUCAUUGAUGGCAAGAGAUGUGUUUGCCAUUCCCAUCUCAACUGUAGCUUCGGAAUCCGUUUUUAGCACUAGUGGGAGGGUGUUGGGUCCGUUUAGGAGUUAUUUAACUCAUAAGAUUGUUGAAAGUUUAAUUUGUACACAAGAUUGGAUUCGGGGUAGUAUAAGUGACAUAAUCGAUUAUGAAAAAGAUUGGGAAGAAAAUCAACAAAUUGACAACGAAUUGAGCAAGAUGAAGUAAUGAAGGUGCAAGAAGAACGAGUAGGUGCAAGAAGACGAGUAUAUUUAUGAAUAUCUUUUGAAACUUGAUAUGUUAUUAUUUUCAU